Phytophthora nicotianae INRA-310 is the source of this 1334-nucleotide messenger RNA. RefSeq lists its product as hypothetical. The record is from RefSeq and is a predicted model, not a curated record. The transcript has a single exon. Gene Ontology annotation, molecular function: AMP kinase activity; ATP binding; nucleoside diphosphate kinase activity. Gene Ontology annotation, biological process: nucleoside triphosphate biosynthetic process. Gene Ontology annotation, cellular component: cytoplasm. Bases 210 to 1211 code for a protein of 333 amino acids. NCBI's taxonomy places the organism in Eukaryota, Oomycota, Peronosporomycetes, Peronosporales, Peronosporaceae.
AAUCCAUUGGUAUAAAAUUCUAUUUACAACUGGAAAACUGCCUCGACAUCAGCACACGAAGUUAGUCAAAAACUUGCUAGUAUUCUUAUCUCCUAUCCCACUCUGGAGGUUAUUCAGCGAUCUGUUGGCUAUUAAACUCUGCUUAUCCCUCAGUUCUCUACUCGCCAUCAAGCAGCAACUACCGGUCAAAGCAAGAAAACUCCUUCAAAAUGUUCAGCUCCUUCGCACCGUCAACGCUUUCAUCUUCCACGCGGCAAUUCAGUACUGCGAUGCCACAAUUCGACAUCCCAGUGCUGCGAGCGGGUAAAGUUUCUCCUCCACGCCUCGUGAUUCUCGGUCCGCCGGCCGGAGGCAAAGGCACUCAAUGCGAACUCCUCGUUGAGUUGCUCGGAGUCGUUCACCUAUCAACGGGCAACAUCUUGCGUCAAGCUAUCCAAGCCAAGACGCCACUAGGUCUCAAGGCUCAACAGUUUAUGGACCAGGGCGAGCUGGUACCCGACGACCUCAUCGUGGACGUGGUACUCGGUCGAUUAGCCGAAUCCGACUGUGUCACUCGCGGUUGGCUACUUGACGGCUUCCCACGAACCUCAAGACAAGCGGAGGCUCUACUAAAGGCCCAAGGAGGUAGGGCAGCUCCCGAUUGUGUAUUAGAACUGGAGGUUCCGGACAACGAAGUCAUCCGACGUAUUGCUGGAAGACGGGUAGACCCUGUGACGGGGAGAACGUACCACGUUGAGUUCAACCCUCCUCCAGUCGAAGUGGCUGGUCGUGUGGAGCAGCGAAGCGAUGAUACGGAAGCCAAGAUCCGAACUCGAUUGACCCAGUUCCACUCGAACGCUGAAGCUGUGCGAUCGGCUUUUGAGACCUAUCGUGGCGACUUUGGAGCGAGCAUCCAAGUCAUGAGAGCAAGCGGUUUCCAGGCCCCUCCAGCCAUCGCAAGUGCAUUCGCUGAUUUCGCUUUGCAACACGCAGCUCAGCGCAGUCUCAAUCUCAUUCGACGGGAUAUCUCUAAGCGUUUGAGACGGAGACUUGAGGCGGGAGAACGAGGGGUGUAUCACGUCUCGAAUCCUCAGAAGAAGCCGUCGUACCCUGUCCGAGCUCACGUGCGAGCGCUACAUGCCCCUCGUUUGAUCCAGCAUGAGCAGCGAGCUAACAUUAAACCUGUCCGCGGGAUGCUGCGUGAAUUGCUUCGUCGGUUGCGCGUUGCUUAAGAAACUAGACAUUCGAUAAAGCUUGUAUCGACACCAUCAUAGACGCCAAUUUCCUUGUAACGUUAGUCCGUUGUGCCCAUUGUCUCGACCGAUUGCCAGCACUAAACGAACGGAACUGAGCUU